AUGUCAUCUCCCAACCGCCCAACAUCCCAGGAUCCACCCCCAGUCCCAACAUCAUCAUCGUUUGCGUUUGCCAGCUUCCUGAUCCAUUCCGGGGCCCGUGCGCCCGUGAUUGGCUGUAGUGUUGAGCUUGCAAGAGGCUUGAAAGAUGGGAUGGUCCUCGCUCGCCGGCUUACUGUGCAUUAUGCUUAG
Molecule: messenger RNA, 189 nt
Organism: Parastagonospora nodorum SN15
Lineage: Eukaryota; Fungi; Ascomycota; Dothideomycetes; Pleosporales; Phaeosphaeriaceae
Exons: 2
Coding region: 1-189 (62 amino acids)
Source: RefSeq, a predicted model, not a curated record